Messenger RNA from Branchiostoma belcheri (Belcher's lancelet), 1806 nucleotides. RefSeq names its product protein Njmu-R1-like. The transcript is spliced from 5 exons. Bases 153 to 1310 code for a protein of 385 amino acids. NCBI's taxonomy places the organism in Eukaryota, Metazoa, Chordata, Leptocardii, Amphioxiformes, Branchiostomatidae. The record is from RefSeq and is a predicted model, not a curated record. Gene Ontology annotation, cellular component: trans-Golgi network.
GUGACCUGUAGGUCAGAGGUGAGAGUUGAACCCGGAACUCUUGGUCAAGUUUUUCACCGAACCAAAUUUUACCGAAAUUCUGAUCUGAUUUUUCACGACUAGACUUGUAGAUAAAGCUAAAACAGUAGGAUAGAGAAGAGGAGGAGCUCAGGAUGACUGAGGAUGUAGAGAACGAUCACCUGUACGCCUUGUACACCUGCCACGUCAACAGAAGACAUUCCCAGGAGCAGUCCUCUAAUGAGGCUUCCUCCUCCGCUGACCCUGCCGACCCUCCAGAGCCUGACCCUAACGGGGACAACUUCAGCCUGUCUGUGGUGGCCACCAACAUGAAGGCAGAGAAUGAGGUGGAGCUGCGGGCCAGCAUGGUGAAACGGCUGAGCCGGGGCCUACUGCACGCCAGCAGUGGCAGUGUGACUAACCUGGACAUCGGGCUGGGGGAGGGCGGGUCAGCCUGCUACUACAGACUCCUACAACAACAGGGGGAGGAGGUACAGGAGAUAUCAGAGCUGAGUACAUCCCCCACCCUGUCCAGCGUGUGUAUGGACCGGUACAUCGUCUGUCUGGUGGACCCCAUCUCAUCUCCCCUCGACCUCUUUAGAACAGAGCUGGACAAGUUCAGCUUCAGCCUCCUGAGCCUGCUGGAUGCCUGGAUGUCACAGCUGGAGGAGCUGCGGGUGCAGCUGGCCAGGUGGUUUGACCAGGUGACCGGCUAUACCACCAGGUGCCCCGCCAGGUUCCAGGAGGAUGUCUGUAUCCUGCUGCACGUUGGGCUGACAGGCUGUCAGCUGAUAUUCCAAGGACCAAAUCAAGACGAACAGUUAAAGGAAGACACUGAGAAGUUCAUCAUGGCUUGUAGUCUUAAAAGCCUCCUUAAUACCACGCCCGACAACCAACCUGCCCCGCCUAGCGACCAAACCCUCAUCGAGGUUGAUAACAGUGUUAUCCAUUCCACCGGCCAGAAGCAGAAUGCUGUUGUGUUGUGCUUGGAAGGAGAGGAGCACAAGUUUAGCUGUGAGACUGUCAGCAAGUUCUGUAAGAACUGGGGGGAGAAGGUUCUGAGUGCCGGUAGUGCAUUCCAGGUCAGACAGAUGCUAGACAACUUCAAACUGCAGGUGAUUCAGGACAUGAAUGCUUUCAAACGCCUCAUUCUACAGGCAGAAACGGACCACUACGCGCUUUACCGGUGCUUCGUCUUUACCCAGAACUGUGGACACAACCUGCUACAAUCACCCGCCGUUUUGAACGAUCCCGGUCUUGCUAGUAUGGACUCCCAGGGUGUGCUCAAAGUGUUACAAGAGUACCUGAAGUGAUGGUUCUGAUAUAACUCCCAAAAAGUGUCUUAGUUUGUGGUACAGUGGUGCAUCUAAAUGUCCAAGUGCAAUUAGCAAUGUAUAAGAGGUAUUGGAAUAUUUAAUAUACACAUGUACAAAUUACAUUGUACAUGUAUGGGGAAAUUAUAGAGAAAUGGUGGUAUCUUGUGAUAUGCCUGAAUGUAAGUCAUCAGUGUACUUAGCUGAUGUGGUGAAUUGGGCACUCACAGUAUGUAAAAAGGUUAAUAUUUUCACAGAUACAUACAUGUAUUAUAGAAUUUUUUCAAAAACGAAUACGUACAAAUUUGCACCCAGAAGGUAGAUAAAUACCCAAAGUGGAAUUUUGAAAUAUUGUAGCAAAGAAUGUCUUUCUCAAUACUUUAUGAAUCACAAAGCUUAUUACAAGUACAAGCUCAAAAUUGUUAUUUGAUGUUUUACUUCCAAUCUGUUUCACUGGUGUUCUUCCCCAAUAUGUAUAAUGUACUGUGUUGUAUGU